Radiomyces spectabilis is the source of this 2800-nucleotide messenger RNA. RefSeq names its product kinase-like domain-containing protein. Gene Ontology annotation, cellular component: cytoplasm. The record is from RefSeq and is a predicted model, not a curated record. NCBI's taxonomy places the organism in Eukaryota, Fungi, Mucoromycota, Mucoromycetes, Mucorales, Radiomycetaceae. Gene Ontology annotation, biological process: intracellular signal transduction; protein phosphorylation. Gene Ontology annotation, molecular function: protein serine/threonine kinase activity; ATP binding. The coding region runs from base 185 to 2761 and encodes 858 amino acids. The transcript has 9 exons.
CUGUUGCUUCUUUAGAAAUUGUGAUGAGCAGCUACUAUUCACAUUCCUCGCCCCUUUUAUGUGCACUUAACAGAGGCUAUCAUUUGAAUAUUUUUGGUGUAAAUUAUCCGACUCCUUUCCCAAGAUCGAAAACUGCCCACGCCAUUUCCGCCCUUUUUAUUACUGCUAUCGACUGUUUUUUUACAUGCCCACUUUAAAUAUCACAGAUAUUGGAUCCCCUUCUCCUCAGCGGCGUAUCAUUGGAAAAUCAUCGCGGCCACCCCAUCCCACAUCCCCUGGUCGUCGACGGAAAGAAAUCGGUAAUUACUGGCUGGGUAGAACCCUCGGCAAGGGCUCGUCAGGGAGCGUCAAGCUCGGUAUCCAUAAAGUAUCUGGCGAAAAAGUGGCAGUCAAAAUUAUCCCAAGGACCUAUUUGGCUUCCAACACGUCGGUGGAGCGAGCUGUGAAGCGCGAAAUUGCCAUCAUGAAGCUCAUUGAUCACCCUUAUAUUAUGCGACUCCUGGACGUUAUCGAUCUCGCUUCAUCGUCGAAUUUAUACUUGAUUCUGGAAUACGUUCAGGGCGGAGAAUUAUUUCAGCAUUUGGUGUCGAGGGGAAAGCUGUCCGAAUCAGAAGCCCGUCGUCAUUUUCAACAGAUCAUUUUUGGCCUGGAUUUCUGCCACCGACACCGAAUAUGUCACAGAGAUCUCAAGCCUGAGAAUCUUCUCCUGGAUGAGAAGAAUAAUAUCAAGAUUGCCGAUUUCGGUAUGGCUUCUUUACAACCGGUUGGGUCAUUGCUGGCGACAAGUUGCGGGUCUCCCCAUUAUGCAAGCCCCGAAAUCGUCACUGGUAUUCCUUACAACGGCGCAGCUUCUGAUAUUUGGUCGUGCGGCAUCAUUCUUUAUGCUCUCCUUUGCGGCCACCUUCCUUUUGACGACGAAGAUAUCCGCGAACUGUUGAACAAGGUGAAAGCAGGAAAAUAUAAAAUGCCGUCUACAGUCUCGAGUCAAGCACGUGAUCUUAUCGAGAGGAUUCUGGUGGUCGAUCCGGCAAAAAGAUUGACGAUGAAAGAUGUACAAGAGCAUCCUUGGUUUACAAGUGAUCCUCUUCCGGAUGUAUCACUGUUACCCAGUCCACCCACAGCGGAAGAAAUAGGUCGACCUGUAGCGUCCGUCAAUGACAUUGAUGAUCGUCUACUGGAUACAUUGAAAGUUCUGUGGACAGAAUGGACAUCCGAAGCCAUCAUUGAUUCUUUGCUAAAUGAAGAGCACAAUAUGCACAAGGUGACUUAUGUGCUCUUGCAACGACAUGCCAACAAUUACUGGCAAACAGAAAGAGACGAUGAAAUUCGAUCUCUUACUUCGCCUGCAAAACGGCGGCGUCCAGCAACUAUUUGUGGCGUUGCUUCUGGUAAAGAUUCUUUACCGAGCAUCGAUGGCAUGAUGCUUCAUUUGGCUGAGAAAGAACGGAAAACUCCGCGCGUCAUGCAACAAGUGUCUGAAAUUCAAUGUUCGUCCCAAGCCAACUUGCGCGAUUGUCAUCAACGAGAUCAGAACGCUUCGACGGAAACCGACGAUCCUAUGGAUGGUCUAUCUGCCAUCCCACCACCUCCUUUACCGCCCAAGCCACGAGUCAUUCGUGCCGAUCUAGGACAUCAUGAUCUGACUGUUCAAGCAGGUGUUGAUCAUUGGUGGAUAAACCAAGUGCAAUGUGCUUACGGUUCUUCCCAGCCACCCAUAGACCGAGAUCACAGAGGCUAUCGCGUUUAUCCCACCACAGCCUUACAAAGACCGGUCUGCACGGCUGGUCAUCCGCUUUCAUGCAUUCAUACGCCCCAUAUCAGUGACCAUUUUCGACGUACCUUACAGCAGCAUGCUUGCACUCAACCGCCCAAUCAACGUCCUAUAGCCUCUCUUCUAUCUCCGCGUGCGUCAUUGCCACAUCACUUUCACGUUCACAAUUCUACCGACAUGCAUUAUUCUCACCCACGGACAGAGCAUAACCGGUACCUAGCGGGGCUGUGUUCUCCUGAUCUUCGAUUGUCUGGACAUACGGAACGUAACCGAUUUAGUAGAUUUACCCAAUUAUGGCAGCGGUACCAUCAUAAUCGAGUUGAUCCGACCAUCAAAUCAAGACAAGCGCUUCACCGGUUGUCCAUGCCUAUCCCGAGCCCUAACCUUGACUUUGAUCGAAACCCCGUAUCUGCUGUCAGUCAAUGGGCGCAGACACCGUCGCCACAAGCACGUCGCGAAUUUACAGUAUUAUCAAAAGAAUCCCGUGCUCUGCGUAUGUUUGGAGGAUCGUUAGCCACCAACGAACGACAAUAUUAUUAUUCAACAGCAUCGAAUUCGGGAGAAGAACGGGCCGUGGAUAAUUCGCAUUUAAACUCUUGGCUUCCCGGGUUAUUCCAUUUCAAGCAACCAAAAGUAUGCUCCAUCGACUGUUAUGCCAAAGACGAACGCGAAGCCGUGGGAAAGAUUGCUCAGGUGCUGGAAGAGUGCAUGCAGGGCCAUAUUGUUGAGCAAUAUGAUGCGAAUGGAUAUCUGAAGCGCAAAGGACAGAUGACCCUACCAGGCAUGGAUCAUGCACUACUGAAAUUCAAACUGGAGGUAGUUCGAGCACCCUACACAGACAACAACCAGCGACAAGUCAUGAGAGUGAAUUUCACACAGCAGCAGGGAGAGGCGAUGGCGUUGGUAGCUGCCGUGAAAAUGGUAGAAACCGCUUUGAAUACAUAUCAAAAGGAAGCUGAUCUGAUCGCUGCAGCUAAUGGCUGGGCAUGAGCUCCAUCGGCUGAAUAAAAAACAAGAAGGAUACCUGUG